AUGAUCACAGCCGUGUGGUCCUGAAAGUAGAUGACUUAAGCGGGGACCAGUCAGAUUACAUCAAUGCUAAUUAUAUUCAUGGUUACAAGAAAGCACGAGCUUACAUAGCUACCCAGGGACCGUUAGCCAACACCGUCUGUGACUUCUGGAGAAUGGUUUGGCAAGAGAACUCUAACGUCAUUGUCAUGAUUACAAACUUGGCGGAGAAGGGGCGGAGCAAAUGUGAGCAGUACUGGCCGGCAAAGGGAGAAGAAGAAUACGGCAGCCUGACAGUUCGCCUCGUUUCCACUGAUCGGCAUGCGUUUUAUAUAAUCCGGGUUUUUGCUCUGAGUCUGACACAGCUCCAAGCAAGGGGCUGUACUGACGUCAGGACAGUACACCACUAUCACUACACCCAGUGGCCCGAUCAUGGAGUGCCUUGUCACGUGUUACCUGUCCUGUCUUUCGUGCAAAAGUCCGCAGCUCAGAGGAAGCCAGCGUGUGGUCCUGUCGUUGUCCACUGCAGUGCUGGAGUUGGCCGAACUGGCACCUACAUCUUGAUUGACAGCAUGAUCUGCCAGAUACUGGACAAGCGAAGUGUCAACAUACCUGGCUUUCUGGUGGAGAUUCGCAAGCAGAGAUACUGUUUAGUUCAAACCAAGGAGCAGUACAAAUGUAUACACGAGGUGCUGGUGGAAUACCUUCAAGCGAAUGCCACAACAGAAGUCAGCGAGGACCAGUUGUCGGAUUAUCUGUCCUUGCUGGAGCAACCCUAUCAGAACAUGUUCAUGUCCUACAGCCCACAGGUCCCAGUGACUCUCCUGGAGAAACAGUUUCAGUUAAUCACGGAAUACACGGCUAGAGAGUCUGACCUUUCCCCUGCCCUGGAUCCAUGGAAUCAAGCCAAGAACAAGCCAGGAAGCCUCCUGCCCGUGUCUUCCAGCCGGGUUGUGUUGCCGGCUUGGCCUGGGAAGGCUGGAUCUGAUUAUAUCAACGCUUCUUUCUUGCAA
This is a messenger RNA of Candidula unifasciata, 989 nucleotides long. The record is from the annotation of a GenBank genome assembly. NCBI's taxonomy places the organism in Eukaryota, Metazoa, Mollusca, Gastropoda, Stylommatophora, Geomitridae.